AUGCCCGCUACCAACCAGGGCUGGCCCGAGGCCUUUGGGUUCAAGAUUAGCGGGACGGGGCCGUGCUACAUCCUCUGGGUGCAGGAGGGGAGCAGCGCGGCGGCGGCGGGGCUGCGGCCGGGGGACGAGGUGCUGGAGAUCGAGGGGCAACCCGUCACCUCCCUGGGCUACCAGGCUCUGCUGGGGCUGGCCAGGCGCUGCGACAACGUGCCCCCCAGCAUCGGGGUGGUGUCCCGCCUGCGCUGGCGAGCGGCAGCCCCCCCCCGAGUAGCCAGCGUCAGCCCGGAGUCUCCCGCUGCCGCCUGCGGGAUGGAGCCGGGGGAUUACGUGCUGGAAGUUAACGGGAUGCCCGUGACGCUGCGGGAAUCGGCGGCCACCCUGGUGGGGUCCUGCCCCGGGGGGUCCCUGAGGCUGGGGCUGCUGCGGCCCCAGCGCGGGGCUGGCAGGAGGGAGCCCCUUCCCAGCGCAGAGGCCGUGAGGCUGGAGAGGAGGCAGAAAGCACAGGAAUUCAGCCAAAAGGUGGAUGACAUCCUUGGUGACCAGCCAGAGGUCAAGGAGAAGGUGUUCACUGUCCUGAAGCAGUAUGCAGCUGAGAGGAAGGUGGAAUGCUUGGCCUAUGCCCUCUGCAUGGUCCUCACCCAGGAGUCCCACCAGCAUCUGAUUGACAACAUCAGGAUUUUCAUCCCCAAGAAGCACCGGCAGCGGUUUGACGAGGUGGUGUCCCAGAGCCUGAUCAGCAAACUCUGCCGCUCCAAGAGCCAGCAGCACAGCAACCGCCUGCGCCGCAGCCGCAGCGAGGAUCACCAGGAGAGGCUCCUGGUCUCCACCCGCGCCAGCUCCGUGCCCCGCAGCCACGAGGAGCUCAGCAAGAGCCUCCGGAAAACCCCCUCCCUCAUCACCAGCAAUGUGGCCUCGGGGGCUGCUCGCAGGACUGUGCGGGUGUACAAGGGCAACAGGAGCUUUGGCUUCACGCUGCGUGGCCAUGCCCCGGUCUGGAUCGAGUCUGUUCUGCCAGGGAGCCCAGCUGAGAAAGCUGCUCUCAAAGCUGGAGACAGGAUCCUGUUCCUCAACGGCCUGGACAUGAGGAACUGCUCCCAUGACAAGGUGGUGUCGAUGCUGCAGGGCAGCGGGGCGAUGCCCACCUUGGUGGUGGAAGAGGGGAUCGUCAGCAUCUCCAACGACUCUGACUCUGCUGACUCCCCGAGCACCUCCUCUGCCCUCACCUCCCUGCAGUGGGUUGCACAGAUCCUCCCCUCUAGCAUCAAGAUCCAAGGAAGGACCUUCACCCAGCAGCUGGAGCACCUGCUGACCCCACCUGAGCGCUACAGCACCUGCAGAGCCCUGGAAGGCUUCUUCCAACAUCGGAACAUUGACACUCUGAUUGUGGAUGUGUACCCGGUGCUGGACACACCGGCCAAGCAAGUCAUUUGGCAGUUUAUCUACCAGCUGCUGACGUAUGAAGAGCAGGAGCACUGCCAGCAAAAGAUUGCCAGGUUUCUUGGUUACAAGCAGCACCUCAGUGCUGCUCCUGCUCCCAUCUUGCCCCUUGAGGCUGAGCCAGAAGCAGAGGAUCGGUACCGCAGCUCGGUCCGCGGGGCAUCCUUGUGCCGGGGAAGCCUCCGAACGCCCUGCCCCGAGGAAGGUGGGGCAGCAGGUCAGAGUGACACCGUAGAGGUCCCUGUUCGGCUGAUCCCUGGGGAGAGACAGGCUGGGGAUGGCACAUCCCUUCCAGAGACACCCAACCCCAAAAUGAUGUCAGCUGUCUAUGCAGAGCUGGAGAACCGCCUGCUCGGCAGCUUUGCUGGCAAGAGGAGCAGCACUGCCCGGCACAGAGCAUCCCCCCCACACCCUGCAGUGCUGUGUCCCGCAGGUGCUCGGAAGCCAGGAAAGGCGAUUUCCUGGCCCAGUGACCCUCUGGGCUCCCAGCAGUGCUACUACCGCCUGCACAGCACCGUGGCCUCCCCGACCAGCACCGAGUCCAAUCCCUACGUCAGCCUGGACAGCAGCCCAGCCCCGUCCCCUAAGCACCGGGAAUACUCUCUCAGCCCCCUGUCACGACGGAAGAAACUCUUCACCUUCUCCAGGCCCCCGCGCAGCCGCGACACCGACAGGUUCCUGGAUGCCCUCAGCGAGCAGCUGGGACACAGGGUCACCAUCGUGGAUGAUUUCCUCACCCCUGAGAAUGACUACGAGGAGAUGAGUUUCCACGACGACCAGGGCAGCUACGUCACCAACGACGUCAGCAGCAGCGAGUACAUCAGCAGCAGUGACGAGGGCAGCUCCCUGACAUACUCCACACUCUCUGACCACAUCCCCCCCCCGCCCCUCAGCCCCCCUCCCCCGCCUCCCCCCAUGUUCCAUGACCCCCAGACCAUCCCCACCAAGGCAGAGGCCGCCAAGGCCAGCGCAGCCCCUGCCCCCAAAUCCCUCGUCAGCCACCUGCACCCCAUCCCACCCCCCCCACCCCCACCCCCGCCCCCCCCGGUGCCCUGUGCACCCCCCCUGCACCGGGGGCUGUUGCACCGCAGGAGUGAAUCCAACCACAUGAGUGUCAAGAGGCUGAGGUGGGAGCAGGUGGAGAACUCGGAAGGGACCAUCUGGGGGCAGCUCGGAGAAGACUCAGAUUAUGACAAGCUGAGUGAUAUGGUCAAAUACCUCGAUCUGGAGCUGCACUUUGGUACACAGAAGCCUGCAAAGCCAACUCUCAUGCCUGAAAACUUUAAAAAGAAAGACGUGGUUGAAAUUUUGUCCCACAAAAAGGCCUACAACACAUCCAUCCUGAUCGCCCACCUGAAGCUCUCGCACAUGGAGCUGCGGCAGAUCCUGAUGACGAUGGAGACAGACCGCCUGGAGCCGUCCCACAUCAAGCAGCUCCUGCUCUACGCGCCCGACGGGGAGGAGGUGCAGCGCUUCCAGAGCUACAAAGAGAACCCGGCCAAGCUCAGCGAGCCCGACCAGUUCGUGCUGCAGAUGCUCUCAGUGCCAGAGUACAAGAUCCGCCUGCGCAGCCUGCACUUUAAGACCACUUUGCAGGAGAAGACGGAGGAGAUCAAGGCCAGCUACGAGUGCAUCUGCAAGGCCUCUCUGGAGCUGAAAAGCAGCAAGAAACUUGCUAAGAUCUUGGAGUUUGUGCUGGCAAUGGGAAAUUAUCUGAACAAUGGGCAGCCCAAAACCAGCAGAACCACAGGCUUUAAAAUCAACUUCCUCACCGAGCUGAACACCACCAAGACCGUUGAUGGGAAAUCCACCUUCCUCCACAUUCUUGCCAAAUCUCUCAGCCAACACUUCCCAGAGCUCCUGGGCUUUGCCAAGGAUCUUCCUACGGUGCCGCACGCUGCCAAAGUGAACCAGAGGACACUGACAGCUGACCUGAAGGACCUGCACACCACUGUCAGUGACAUUCAGAUGGCCUGCCACAACAUGCCAGCCACCCCAGAGGACAGAUUUGCAGUUGUGAUGACUAGCUUCCUGGAGAGUGCCCAGCCUGCCAUGCGCUCCCUGGAUGACCUGCAGCACAAAGCCAUGGAAGAAUUCAGCAAGGUGUUGUCCUUCUUUGGGGAAGACUCCAAAAUGACAACUUCUGAAGCCUUCUUCGGCAUUUUUGCUGAGUUUAUGAGCAAGUUUGAGCGGGCACUCAGUGAUGUGCAGGGUGGUGAGAACCAGCGCAGCCCCAGGAUGACCUCGCCCCUGGCCUGGUGAGGGCUCUGCAGCAAUCCCAGCUCCAACACUUGAUAGCCAACAAAGUGCAAUUUGCUCCCAUCGAGUCUGGUUGUAAAUAGGCUGCUGUCACCUGCAAAC
Calypte anna (Anna's hummingbird) is the source of this 3798-nucleotide messenger RNA. RefSeq names its product Grid2 interacting protein (gene GRID2IP). NCBI's taxonomy places the organism in Eukaryota, Metazoa, Chordata, Aves, Apodiformes, Trochilidae. Gene Ontology annotation, molecular function: protein binding. The transcript is spliced from 24 exons. The record is from RefSeq and is a predicted model, not a curated record. The coding region runs from base 1 to 3699 and encodes 1232 amino acids.